Bombyx mandarina (wild silkworm) is the source of this 7887-nucleotide messenger RNA. RefSeq names its product low-density lipoprotein receptor-related protein 4. Gene Ontology annotation, cellular component: plasma membrane. Gene Ontology annotation, molecular function: Wnt receptor activity; calcium ion binding; Wnt-protein binding. The record is from RefSeq and is a predicted model, not a curated record. Gene Ontology annotation, biological process: canonical Wnt signaling pathway. Lineage: Eukaryota; Metazoa; Arthropoda; Insecta; Lepidoptera; Bombycidae.
ACAAAUAUAAUAUUGCUUAGGCUUUAAGAACAGAAAAACAAAAAUCUGAACUUGUUAAGGUCGGUAUCGUCUAAGAUUAUUUUUCUCGCAGCAAAUAUUAUUGAUGUCUAUUAAUAAGUAUCCUUGUAGCGAGCCGAGGCCGGGAAUUAAGAGUACCUAGGGUCCGCUGCGUAGAAUGCGCGGUCGGCUGCGUCGUGAAUGAAAAAUAUAUCAACAAGUAGCUCGUAAGGGCGAGUUCGCCCGCGCAUGCGCCUUCAGCUCGUCCAUUUUUUCCAAUAUGGUAGUUUGUUCGAAGCCGCCAUUUUAUGAGCUUCGACCUAAUUUUAACUAGGCGUUUGAGCUGCAUUUAGUGCAUACACAGACCUAGGAUGGAUUGGUUGUGCAAGUGCAUCCAAUGGUGAGGCGUGUCCCGGAAAUUUGAGCCAUGGUGCAUCGGGCGCGAGUGAGGAGCGCCUCCGUGCUCUCCGCGCAUGUCAAUUAGAUUCACUUCAAAGCUGCAUCACGGUGCAUUCGCCGCCAUGCCAGCACCGAUCGUCGUUUAUAUCAUUUCAUUCUUCUUCUUUUGGCUGUACGUGCUUGCGGAUGAACCGAUCGGCCAAAAUGGACCUCAAGCAACAAACAAUUCGGUGGAUGCACCGGACCCUCGCUCUCCUUUGGGCAGAGUACCACCAUAUCAACCACCGCCGGCAGGAAUGGGAGUAGGUCCCAAUCCAAUGAAUUCUCCGGGAUUUUGGCCACACGGCAUCUAUACUCGCGUUGAAGGCUGGCAUCAUCGGCCAAGCCUUCAAAAGGCGAUUGAUGUGAUUCACACCGACCCGGAUGAUGGACCCCUCAACGAAGGGACAGAAGACGACGCAGGCUGUAUUACACCUUGCCUCAAAAUCAAUUUCUCGUGUCAGAUAUCCUGCACGUGCAUUCCUAUGGAAAAACGUUGCGAUGGAAUUGCUGAUUGUGCCGAAGCCGAAGAUGAGGCCGGCUGCGCGAGAUCCUGUGACGAACAUGAAAACCGUACCAUUUGUCACAGCACAAAUGUGUGCAUCGCUUUAGAAUGGCUCUGCGAUGGAGACAAUGACUGCGGGGAUUUCUCGGAUGAGAUCAAUUGCGGUGCACCUACAAAUUGUACAGCCGAUCAAUUCCAAUGCUCCAACGGCCUAUGCAUUCAUAAAGGAUGGGUGUGUGAUGGUGACAACGAUUGUCGUGACAACUCAGACGAAACUAAUUGCACUAAAGGAAGAUGUCGUGAAAACCAGUUUACUUGUGCCGUCGGCGAAUGCAUCUCUCAACAUUGGAGAUGUGAUCACGAACCCGACUGUCCGGAUAGCUCUGACGAAGCCGACUGUCCGGUGGAGCUCAUGCGUUGCGCAGAAAUCGAUUUUGAAUGCAAAAACACGAAAUGCGUUCCCAAGGAUUUCCAGUGCGACGGCGACAACGACUGUGGCGACUGGACAGACGAAGACUCGUGCCCAAUGGUGCCUGGAAGUUGCAACGCUGGCGAAUUCAAAUGCAACGACGGCAAAUGUAUACCGGAAAGAUGGCGAUGUGACAACGAAAGGGACUGUGCAGACGGUGGAGAUGAACUAAACUGCAAACCGAAUAGCAUACGAAAUUGUUCAUUAGAUGAAUAUACUUGCGCUGAUCGAAGAUGUGUAUUGAAAACCUGGCUCUGUGAUGGAGUUCGAGAUUGCACUAAUGGUGAAGAUGAAAUGAACUGCGAAGUUAGCUGCGAAGAAGAUCAAUACACUUGUAGGCCUCAAGAACAUUUAAUGAGUAACGCUUUUAGGAAUUGCGUAAACAGGAAGCACGUUUGUGAUGGUAUGAAGGACUGUCCUCGUGGCGAUGAUGAAGAACGAUGUCCGUUGAAGAGAAAAUGUUCUGCCGAGGAAAAAUGCGAGAAGUUAUGCAUUACUACGUACGACGGUCAUGCAGCAUGCGCUUGUCCUAUGGGAUUUUUAUUAGCUGAAGAUAAAUACAGUUGCCGAGACAUCGAUGAGUGUAUGUACGAACAAGAUCCAGUAUGUUCUCAAACAUGUUCCAAUACAGUCGGAAGUUUCCGUUGUGGUUGCAUGACUGGCUACAUCUUAAGACCUGAUGAAAGGUCUUGUAAGCCAACAGGCGAAUCACCAACACUUCUGUUCUCGAAUAGGAUUGGGAUACGACAGGUGUGGUUAACUGGCGAUAAUUACAUGUCCGUGGUCAAAGGUUUACAUAAUGCGGUAGCUUUAGACUAUCAUUACGAAAAGAAACUUGUAUUUUGGUCUGAAAAUAACUUACGGGUUAUCCGUGUUGCGCAAAUGAAUACAAAAAAUAUGUCAGAUGUCAUUAGGUGGGGAUUAGAGACACCGGCAGGAGUGGCAGUAGAUUGGAUACACGAUCUUCUCUUCUGGACCGAUUCAGGAACAAGAAGAGUUGAAGUGGCAACCCUUGAUGGUUCCAAAAGAGCGGUUUUAGUUGCCAACGAUUUAGACAAACCACGGGCAAUUGCUGUACAUCCCGGAGACGCAUUAGUAUUUUGGACAGACUGGGGUCCUAACCCGAAAAUUGAGCGUGCUGAUAUGGAUGGCGAUAAACGCAAAACUGUUAUAUAUGACGAAAUUUUUUGGCCUAACGGACUAACUAUUGACUAUACGGAAUCUAAAAUAUACUGGGCUGAUGCAAAGCACCAUGUUAUCGAAAGAGCUGCCUUUGACGGACGAGAUCGGCGCAAGGUCACAACGAAAGGUCUUCCCCAUCCGUUCGCGUUAACACUGUUCGAUGAUGCCAUUUACUGGACAGAUUGGCAUACGAAAAGUAUUUCUACCGUUAAUAAGAAUACAGGAAUGGGUAUUCAAACUGUGCAUGCUGGACUUAAUGUCCCUAUGGAUAUUCAUAGUUACCAUCCCCUCAGGCAAUUAAGAACAUACAAAAAUAAAUGUGGCAAAAGCAACGGAGGCUGUAGUCAUCUUUGUCUUCCUAAUGCAUACGGAUUUUCCUGUCGAUGUCCAGUUGGGUUCAAUUUAAAUUCUGACGGGCGAUCUUGCGAAGAAACUCCCGAAAAACUAUUAUUGUAUGCUCGGAGGAAAGAUUUAAGAUUGAAACAACUAGAAUCUAAGAAGCCAAUAGAUUCUUUAGACAUGGUUAUUCCUGUUGAAACUAUUAAAUCGGCAGUGGCUUUAGACUGGGAUCAGAAAAGUAAUUCUAUCUUUUGGACGGAUGUGGAAAAAGACACAAUCAACCGCGCAUACCUUAAUGGAUCCCACCAAACUACUAUUGUGGAUUCUAACCUCAUUUGGCCAGCGGGUUUAGCAUUUGAUUGGAUUACUGAUAAAAUCUACUGGACCGACGGUGGAACAAACAGAAUUGAAGUUUCGAAAUCUGAUGGUAGUAUGAGAACUUUGUUAGCUUGGGAUCACAUUGAUAAACCAAGAGAUAUUGUUGUUAAUCCAGAAGGCGGUGUUAUGUACUGGUCUGAUUGGGGAGCGAGUCCGUGCAUUGAAAGAGCCGAUAUGGAUGGUGGUAAUCGCAAAAAACUCAUCUUCGGACAAAUGACUUGGCCUAACGGAUUAGCUUUAGACCUUGUACACAAUCGUAUUUACUGGACCGAUGGUGGAAAUAAAACCAUUGAGUACGCAAAUUUAGACGGAACUGGGAGAACAAAGUUAAUUGAAAAUUUGCCCCAUCCUUUUGGUUUGGAUUUGUACGGUGACGAAGUAUUUUGGACUGAUUGGGACACACAGUCAAUUCAAGCUGCCAACAAAGAUACUGGAGCUAAACGACGAACACUAGGGUCUGGUGUAGCUGGACUUAUGGAUGUUAGAGUUUUCCACAAGGAAAGAACGAGCGGCUUUAACAGAUGCGGCAAGAAUAAUGGAGGAUGUUCACAUUUAUGCCUCUUGAAACCAGGAGGACGAUCUUGUGCCUGUCCUAUCGGUAUAAAGCUUAAUAAAGAUGGUAAAACUUGUGCCGAUGGUCCUAUCAACUACUUGAUUUUUGCACACCGUGUGGAUAUUCGGGUCAUAUCAUUAGACGUACCGUAUCUUAUUGACGUAGUAUUACCGUUGCCACCACUGAAGAAUGCGCUGGGCGUGGAUGUCGAUCACAGCACAGGUCUAAUUUAUUGGACUGAUACGGGACAAAGGAAAAUACAACGCGCAACUAGACUAGGAACACAUGUUGAAACUGUAAUCGGUAAUGGCCUACACACUGCUGAUGGUAUUGUCAUCGAUUCAACUGGACGCAAGAUAUAUUGGACUGAUGGCGGUCGCAACAGUAUCGAAGUGGCAGAAUUAGAUGGUAGGAAUAGGAAAGUACUCGUAUGGACUGGCCUAGAUUCACCUCGAGCCAUAGCAUUACAUUAUGAAUACGGUUAUAUGUUUUGGUCAGACUGGGGAACAUCAGCUAAAAUCGAAAGAGCAGAUAUGGAUGGCAAUAAUCGGCGCGUUAUUGUGGACAACAAAAUCAAAUGGCCUAACGGUCUGGCCAUAGAUAGAAUAGAGGGACGUCUUUAUUGGAACGAUGCUAAAAUUUUAACAAUAGAAAGUUCCGACUUUGAUGGCCACGAUCGGCGCACUGUUUUAAGUAACGUUCCGUACCCUUACGGAAUCGUUAUCGUUGGUCAGCAUAUAUAUUGGACCGAUUGGAAGACCAAAGCAUUACACAGGGCUGACAAGACUAACGCUUCGGAUCCAAUAGUUAUAAGAAAAAAUCUAGAAGGCUUAAUGGAUAUCAGAGCGAUUCAGAGUGAACGUGUUUUGGAAAAUGCAUGUGGUACUGACAAUGGCGGGUGUUCUCACCUUUGCCUUCGGUCACCACUCGGUUUCACAUGUGCGUGUCCAACGGGUAUGCCAUUCGAAAAAAGCACAACAGACCAAACGCCAAAGAAAUGCAAGUCACAUCCUGAAGAAUUUUUAAUAUUUGCCACUAGAGGAAGUAUUACUUACAUUUCUCUUGAAAGUCCCGAGCAGUGGGAUGUUACUCUUCCAGUCAAAGAAGUGAAAAAUACCAUCGCCGUGGAUUAUCAUUGGGACUUAAAAAUGAUCUUUUAUACAGAUCUUGAUCUGAAUGUAAUAAGGUCUAUAAAUAUGACGAACAUGAGUGAAAGCAAAACAAUUAUCUCUCAGAAAUUGGAAACUCCAAACGGUUUGGGUGUUGAUUGGAUUGCAAAUAAUAUCUAUUGGACGGAUAAUGAACAUAAGGUUAUUGAGGUUGCAAGGUUGGACGGAUCAUCAAGAAAAGUACUCAUAACUGGUCUAACUGAACCAAGAGCUUUAGCAUUGUUUCCAGCAAAAGGGUAUUUAUAUUGGAGUGAUUGGGGUGAACAUCCAUAUAUAGAGAGGUCUUACUUAGAUGGUAGCCAAAGGCAGAUUAUCGUGCAAGUUGACUUGGGUUUCCCUAAUGGUCUAACAAUAGAUUACAAAGAAAGAAGACUUUAUUGGACUGACGCGCUUAAGGAUAGAAUUGAUACGUCUGAUUUAAAUGGACAGCAUCGAGUCCAACUUGUUCCAGACGCAAAGAACCCUUUUGGAAUGACGCAGUUUAAAGAUUAUAUUUACUGGACGGAUUGGUAUAAAAAAUCUAUUAUCAGAGCAGAUAAAAGAACAGGGAAAAACAUAACGUUGAUCAGAACCAAUCUGGAGAUGGCGAUGGAGAUCAAGGCUGUUUCAGCGGACCGCCAGCAUGGAUGGAACCCGUGCAAGGAAUCUAACGGUGGAUGUUCACAUUUAUGCCUUUUCAGAGGCCAUGAAUAUAUUUGCGCCUGCCCAGAUGAUCCGGAUCAUGUAGAAUGCUCAACUGUACCAAAAUUCCUGAUCGAAAAUAUCCUUCCGGCGCAUUACCCGCCUUACUACGACUAUUCUGAUAUAGAGUUUAAGAAAACAGUAAGGCCCCCACCGACCCCUAGUCCGGACUAUUUUGGCAGAUGCAUGAUGGCUGGAGGGAUAAUAUUAAUUUCUAUUUUAGCAUUUCUCUUCGUCACGAUUUAUUGCGUGAAAAUGCUCCGAAAUUAUCGAGACACUGAACUGAAAGACGAAGAGUUCAGCAAUUCUACCGGUCACAUAUCUUUUCACAAUCCAAAUUAUAGCUGCGCAACGGGAGGUCCGGGGGGUAACGGCCCUGAUCAUAUUGAGCGUCGACAAAAUCGAUUUCAAGGAAUCUUCAAGUACGACAAACAGCAGGAGCGGGUAACGAACGUGUACUACCCUGAGGGAACUAGUUUGCUGCCCACACCUACGCCUCCUCCACCCCAAAGACAAGCCCUCACGACGACAAAGCGACCGCCCACGCAUGAUGACUUCGAACCGGUGACACUGCACUCCUACGCUUGAAGGAACGAACGACGAACAUUUCAAAAGUGUUUUCGUUACAAGAACGCGUGCAUGACGUAAAUAUUUAUGCACAUUAUCGAACUAAGUAAAAUAAGUUUAUUGUUAACAGAGCUAUAAUAACAUAACAUAAAAAUUUAUUGUGUUGAAAUGCAUAUCGGACAGUUGAUAGUCGAAUAAUUUACGCGUGUUCGUGCAGUGCAUGCUUGUAAUUGAACCCGGAAUGUGAAUUUAACGUUGUUAUUUCAACAAUAAUGUACGGUCGUUGACCAUAAUUAGAUUUUAAUAUUUUAAUAAUUAAAUAAAAAAAUCAUUGCAGACUCAAAUAAAAUCGUCAAUUUUGGAUGAUGGAUUGAAAAUUUUGUAAAGUCUAUAUCUAUCUAAUACGCAUUUGCUUUAAUAUUUUCCUAAGUAAUUUUUUUUUAUUGUAACAUCAAGGCGUAGUUCUGUUAUGGGCUGUGGCCUCAAUACAUCCAUACUAAUAUUUAUAUAUAUUGUAAAUAUUUUCUGUAAAUUGUUUUUAUUAUGAAAAUUAAAUAAUAAUCCGUCAGUUAAAAAAAAGUAUCUCCGUACAUAAACAAUAUAAUUAAUAUAGAUUAUAAUGUUUCCCUAAAGAUAAAUAAAAAAAUGUUAUAGUCUAUAGACGUCUCAUCUAGUCAUAGGAUGAUGAUCAGUGUUAUUUGUAAAUAAAUAUAUGUAUCUACUUGUAUUAAAUAAAUUGUGAAUGGAAUUUCACUUCAACUAAUAUUUUCGUAAAACAUAGUUUGGAUAGUUGUUAUGGCUGUUGUUUGGCGGGAAACACAGUUCCCUGCCAGGCUAAAUUGCGAUGCGUACCUGUGAACCUUAAUUUGUUGGAUUAGUUUCUAGAACUAAAAACUCUAAAUCCUAAAUUAUUAUGUGAACUUCAUUACAAUAUUUUUUAUGAUUAAAAAAUUUAAUGAAUAAAAUUUAGUGAAGAUACAUUAUAUCAUACUUAACAUAAAUUUCAGUCUGACUAUUUAUGUGUUGUAUUCUGCUAGUGGCUAAAUACCAGAUGGACCAUGAUUUCGGUAUGGAUAUAAUGAAAAUUAUAAAAAAAAUUAAAACCAUAAAAAAUAAAGGUCGCGUCAGAACUGUAUCAAUAAAAUAAACUAAUAUAAACGAAGUUUAUUUUGAUCCAAAAUAUCCAAUACACUUGCCUGAUGUACAAUAGCACACUUUUAUUUGAAAUAAAAUAGUUAAUCUGUUGAAGGCAUACCGAGCGUAAUAAAAUUCACAUUAAUAAUGUAGGACUUCGUUCAUAAUUCGAAGGGUACUAAUAUAUUUGUAUACGGUAUGUAAUAUUACUUUAUUGGUAAACACGAAGAAACUGGCUGGUAUCAAUGUUUAUUGACUGUCGCUCAAAAUUCAUUAGAAUCUCUUUGGUGAAUAAAUUUCGUACGUGCUAAAAAUACCGUUUAAAUCGACUAAAAUUUACCAAUUCAAUUGUAAUUUAUUUCAAUUCAGUUCAAUUCAAUUCAAGCUAGUUCAGAUCCUACUAUUGCAGGACCUGAAUUGGCUGUGUUACAAAUGCAGACUAAGCUCGACAAAUAGCUACAGUAAGCCGUUGUGG